AUGGCCAUCAGGUCAGGCAUUGCCUUGACCUCGACCUACGCCUUUUCCCAAUGUUCACGCCUCAUGAAGACUGUCGACGACAGGGCUGUUCGCUCAGAUAUCAAGAAGCUCCAGAAGAGGUUGGACAGCAAGAUCAAGCUAUCUAGGUCCGGCAGAGGCAAUGCCUUCUUGGAAUCGGCCUUGCCCCUGGCCAAGAGUCUCCGGCGGAGCAUCGUUGCCCUCGGUCGCCGCGUCGAGCAGGCAGCUCAGGCUGGCGAAGCAACCAACGAGGCUCCACGGCGGAGUCUGGAUUCUGAACAGCAGCUUGAGGAACUGAGGGCAAUUAUCGAUGAUAUGAAAGAUCUCUUGGCCCAACUGGACAACGACAUACCCCUUUUGCACAUGGCCAUAUCUGCGUCGGGGGAGAGCCUCAGUUCUGCCAUGUCUCCAAGCGUAUCGCCGUCACGGUUCUUGCAAGCGGGGACUUUCCUCACAUAUGGGGAUAGUCAGUUCGCUGCUGAUCCUACUCGUCCUGUGCAGAUUGGACCUGUCUUCACACUGUCCAUCUACAUGUUGUUCCUCGGCCACGCCUCGAGGACCCCUACAACACAGCCCGGGCAUCGUGAAGGACAUUCUCAACCCCCUCAAAAGCCGCAAAACAACUCUUCGGGAGACACACCGGCGCCGUAUGGCCUCGGAGAGGGAGAACGUAAACCCUUAUGGCAGGAGGUCAUUCAUAAAGCCAGGGUUCGGUUGUGUCGGACACCGAUGGGGCACGUUUUCGAUCCCAACAAGGGCUUUCGACCGUCAGGAGCAGGACCCAGCAGCUUCACCAAGUCUCAGUUCUAUAAGUCGAAUGCAUAUGGCAUGGGUCAGCGUAACGAGUAUGCUUACCACCUCGAAAUCAUUGAGGAUAUGGACGACGGCCGAGCUCACGAUGACCUGGAUGCCGAGGCCGCCCCGUACGAUGACAUCAGACGCGCCGGCAUCCGUGAGUCUAUCCCGAUUCAUCAGAUAUCCAAGAUAUUCUAUGCCGACACUGGCCGAAUCCUCAACAUUGGCGAUGGCGGAACAGACAACAAUCCCGUCCUGCUGUUGAAAAGAGACCUGCUUGCGAAGCCACCUUUGGAGAUGCAAGAAGAAAUGAUGGCGUACAGUGACGAAGCCGACUCCAUCAUAGCUUCUGAGGCCGAGGAUGAAGAGGGGUUAGAUGAGCAGGAAGAUAUCGAUCGUCAACUUCGAGAAGAGAGUGCAGCGCUGGACAUAUUGGAGGAAAUGCCCAAAAUGCCAGCCAAGUCCUCUCGUAGGAGCUUCCCCAGCCACCUGGACCCGGAAUGGCUGGCUGUAGAAGUGUUUGAAGACGAUGAUGAGUCAGAAAGCAGUGAGACCGAAGACGAGGAUCUCGGGGAGGAGGUGCCCAGGUUGCCCUUGAGCUCAACCCCAAUUUCGGCAAUUGCGUCUCCCAAAACAGACUCCCGUCGGUCAAGAGCAUCGCUAGACACGAGACUCAUGGCACAGAUUCAGAGUCUGUCACUGCAGUCGUCGCCAUCCGCCACAGGAACGAGGUCAACCGCAUCGGUCCAACCGUUUUCCCAGGAGCUGGCCAAACACCAGAUGGACAGCACGGAGUCAUUUGUCGCGAGAUCGCCAUUUGGCGCGGUUGUCACAUCUCUUUCCCUCAUGGAGAUGUUGAUAAGACUGACGAGUCUACAAGAGUUUCAACAGGCACCGCACCUUACCAUGCAUGAUCAUAUCCUGAAUUUCUUCUUGGAAGAAUCGUCGACGACGGGACUCACAGGAGAAGAGCGAUUGAGGGCGAGGACAGAAGCGAAGCAGCGUGUUGGGUUUGACCCAUAUACUGAUACCCCAUCUAGAUGA
Messenger RNA from Colletotrichum spaethianum, 1857 nucleotides. RefSeq names its product RanBP-type and C3HC4-type zinc finger-containing protein 1. Gene Ontology annotation, molecular function: GTPase regulator activity. Lineage: Eukaryota; Fungi; Ascomycota; Sordariomycetes; Glomerellales; Glomerellaceae. The transcript has 2 exons. The record is from RefSeq and is a predicted model, not a curated record. The coding region runs from base 1 to 1857 and encodes 618 amino acids. Gene Ontology annotation, cellular component: cytoplasm; nucleus.